UCAUCCUUUAAUGCCCCAAUGUGUACUGAUGAGGUCCAACACUUUUAAUAACCAAAAUCAGCCCCGAGUCGACUUGUUCGUCUCUCGAACUGCGUGCCACUUCCUGAAUAUGCGUCCUUAAGUUCUGCGAGGCUUGCUUCAAUUUCUUAGCACGCGCUCUGGUGACCGAUCCGGUAGAAAUAUGCAACUUGUCCUCAUGCUCGGAGUCCAGCUCAACCCUAUCAUUGAGAAGCUUUGCCAAGAGCACACACAGCUUGACCUCCCUGGCUCUCUCACUCUCGGAUCUUCUCUCGACCAAGACAAGAAGCAUCACCAUCAACAUCAACUGUUUGGGUUGCUGAAGCCAUUUCCUGCAGUUUCAAUCGCUUCCCGUGCCUCCCUUGAACUCCCUGAGCUACUUGUAGUUGUCGGUAGUGUCCUCAAAGUCCUCGAGGUCCGAGUUCCCUCAAUGAGCUCCAGCUAUGACCGUUUCUACUGCCUAAGGUUUCCUAAGCUUCCGUCCAACUCAUUUCUCGCUUGUUCAUGUUGCUCCUACCUCAUCUUGAGCUCCCCGCAGCUCCAUCGAGUUCAACUUCUUCCUCCACAGCUUUGCCACAAGCCAAAGAGAGGGCUAGAGAAGAAAAUUGGAAUAGGCCGAUGUCGGUGGGGCUAGAAAACAACGUGGAGACUUGCCUAGGCUUAGGUUGAGUUCCGAGUUGAAGGCCGACUCGGUCCGCGGUAGUUAAGGAUCUUCUGAGCUAACCCAUCCUAAGAAUCUCUUGGGAUUAGGUAUAAAUCUCAAUUUUAGUGUCAUGAGGUAGGUCCUUCGAUGUUUGAUGAGUGGAUUCGAUGAGCUUGACAUGAUUAAAUGCCCAUAAUUCGUGUGUUUGGGGA
Punica granatum (pomegranate) is the source of this 873-nucleotide messenger RNA. NCBI's taxonomy places the organism in Eukaryota, Viridiplantae, Streptophyta, Magnoliopsida, Myrtales, Lythraceae. The record is from RefSeq and is a predicted model, not a curated record.